GUAAACAAAAGGAGGUGAAAAAGAAAAGUAGUGGUUUGAAAGAUAUUAAAAAUAUAGACGCACAAGAAGAAGUAAAACCUAAAAAGAAUAAAGCUAAAAAUGUGAAAAAGUUAAACUUUGAAGCUGCUUUGGAAUCUGCAGAUACUGUAUUCGAUGAAUCAAAGAGGCGAAAAAAACAUUUAGAGUCUCAAACUAAAGAUAAACCGGAAGUAGAAAAGUCGAAAAAAUCUUCGAAAGUUGAAUCCGGCAAACAUGAUCUGCAAGAUGAUCUUCCUAAUAAAGCAGAAAAGAGCAAUCGCCUUUCUAAAGGCGCCUAUGUGAAAGUAAAGAAAGAUAGCAAAGUAGAGACAAAUACUAUUGAGAAAACAAUGAAAGAAGAUACUGAGAAAAGUAAAUCCAAAAUAAGUGAAACCGUUCUGGUUCUCGAAAAUGAAAAACGAGACGAAGAAGAAGAACCAGAAAAGGAGGAAAUAUUAAACGAGAUAAAACAAAUGAAGACAUCGGCACGCGCUUCUAAAAAUGAACAGAAGAAUCCAGAAGAUGUUGUUGAAAAUAUUUAUUUCACUCUAAGUAAACGCAAGAAGACAAUUUCGCAGCAGCAAAUCGCCUUGAUGGCCAGUUCAGAUUUGGAGUUGCUUCUAGAGAUUUGGAGAUUUGGAGUUGAAAUUGUGACCAAUACCGGUAGUGGAAGUCCGAAGCGGAGCUUGGACCGAAAAGACAAGAAACCGUUCACAGAAUCAAUUUCCAUACCCCUGUUGACCGAGGUUCCAGAAGACGCAGCCUCCAAUCUACCGAAUGAGAUUAUCCAGAAGGACAAGUCUAAAUUGCCUGUUAAGGAGGAAUAUCUUUUGAGUACUAUGUCUACUCAGAUGUGCAGCUCGUUAAGUGAACCACCACCUGACAUGUUCGACUUCG
This is a messenger RNA of Nicrophorus vespilloides, 915 nucleotides long. RefSeq lists its product as uncharacterized. The record is from RefSeq and is a predicted model, not a curated record. The transcript is spliced from 2 exons. Lineage: Eukaryota; Metazoa; Arthropoda; Insecta; Coleoptera; Silphidae. The annotation marks the transcript as partial.